Molecule: messenger RNA, 5293 nt
Organism: Rhinichthys klamathensis goyatoka
Lineage: Eukaryota; Metazoa; Chordata; Actinopteri; Cypriniformes; Leuciscidae
Gene: iqgap1
Product: IQ motif containing GTPase activating protein 1
Exons: 37
Coding region: 153-5120 (1655 amino acids)
Biological process (GO): regulation of GTPase activity; regulation of actin cytoskeleton organization
Cellular component (GO): cytoplasm; nucleus
Molecular function (GO): actin filament binding; GTPase activator activity; calmodulin binding
Source: RefSeq, a predicted model, not a curated record
AGUGGGUUUUCAAAGAAAAAAAGUCGCUGAAACUGUGAAGCGAAGUAAGAAGGGGGCCAGAGGUGCCUUCUCAAGGUCUAAAUAUAAAUCCUAAAGGACACAGAUCUGCGUUGAGAACUCAGAAGGAAAAAGGACUAACUUUUUGAGAAAACAUGUCAACUUCUGAAGAGACAGACGGUGUCCGACCGAGAUAUGGGUCUGUCCUGGAUGGUGUGGAGCGGCUCACUGCUGAGGAGAUGGAUGAGCGGCGUCAGCAGAACAUGGCCUAUGAAUACCUGUGCCACUUGGAGGAGGCUAAACGAUGGAUUGAAGCGUGUUUAAAUGAGGAUCUUCCGCCCACCACCGAGCUGGAGGAGGGCCUGAGGAACGGCGUGUAUCUGGCCAAGCUGGGAAACUUCUUCGCUCCCAGUGUGGUCUCUAUCAAAAGGAUCUAUGACCGCGAACAAACACGUUACAAGGCCACUGGGCUCCAUUUCAGACAUACAGACAAUAUCAUCCAAUGGCUGAAUGCAAUGACCGAUAAGGGCCUUCCUAAGAUUUUCUAUCCUGAGACAACAGACAUCUACGACAGGAAGAACAUGCCCCGCUGCAUCUAUUGCAUACAUGCUCUCAGCCUCUACCUGUUUAAACUUGGCCUUGCGCCCCAGAUUACAGACCUGUAUGGCAAGGUCGCCUUCACAGAGGAGGAGAUUAACAACAUGAAGAUUGAAUUAGAGAAAUACAACAUUCAAAUGCCAUCAUUCAGCAAAAUUGGUGGGAUUUUAGCUAACGAACUGUCAGUGGAUGAAGCAGCCUUGCACGCUGCUGUGAUCGCCAUCAAUGACGCCAUUGACCACGGAGUCCCUGAGGGUACUCUAGCUGCCAUGAGAAACCCAAACGCCAUGUUACUGCAGAUGGAUGAAAGGGCUGCCCAGCACUACCAGGACACCUUGUUCCAGGCCAAGACUGAGAAAGUGGCCAACUCCCGAAAGAGAAUUGGCGAGAAUGCUGAGGCUGAAAGGGAUGCUUACGAUGAGCUGCUUACACAGGCUGAAAUCCAAGGAAACAUCAACAAAGUCAAUCUGUCCAAAGCCUUGAAUUCGGCAGAACAGGCCCUGCUGGGUGAGGAUGAGGACAAGCUGUAUGACGCUCUCCGCUCCCCUGCGCUAGGCCUGCAGUCAGUGCAGGCUCAGAACAAGGGAUGGUACCUCAAACAGCUACUGGCCGAUCGAGAGCAGAAGGAACAGAAUGCCCCGGGAGAGCCGCUGGUGAAGGAGGAGUUACAGAGUGGAGUAGAGGCAGCCAAUUCGCAUGCAGCGGACUAUCAAAGAUUGCUGCGGGCAGUGGAAAGGAUUAAUGGUGCCAUCAGAAAAGGUGUAGCAGAGGAAACAGUGAAUGAACUGAUGAACCCAGAUGCCCAGCUGCCGCAGGUUUAUCCUAGUGCUGCAGAUCUGUACCAGAGAGAACUCGCCAGCCUGCAACAGCAGAGCGCAGAGGGCUCCUUGUCUCACCCCGAGCUGUUGGUUGCUGUGGAGAUGCUGUCCUCGGUGGUGCUGAUAAACGAGGCACUGGAUGUCAAGGACCGGGCAGCAGUGUGGAAACAGCUCAGCAGUAACGUCACCGGCCUCAGCAAUGUAGAGGACGAGUACGCCCAGAGGUAUAUAGAUGAGCUGAUACGUCUGAAGGCAGCUGCGCAUGAGGAGGGCAGUGACUAUCUCACCUGGAAUGACAUCCAGGCCUGUGUGGACCAGGUCAACGGUACUGUUCAAGAAGAGCAUGAAAGGAUUGCUGCUAUUGGUCUGAUCAACGAGGCUCUGGAUGAGGGUGACCUACAGAAGACAAUGGCUGCUUUACAGAACCCAGCCGCCAAGCUAACAGAUAUAGAUCCAUCUUUGGCCCAGCAUUACUAUGAUAUACUGCAGGAGGCAAGGAGAGAGAAGGCCCACGAAUGCGGAGAUCCUUCUGCAGUGCUUUGGCUAGAUGAGAUCCAGGAUGCGAUCAUGAGAGCCAACAAGGACUCAGAAGAAGCUCUGCAGUUCUCUCAGGCGAUCCAGGCCAUUAAUGAGGCUGUGGAUAACAAGGACUCUUCUCAAACACUGGCAGCCCUGCGUUCAUCUUCUUCUGGUCUGUAUGGAGUCACAUCUGAGUGUGCGCAAACCUACCAGGAUGACCUGUUUCAAAUUAAAGAGGAGAAGAAUAAGGAAGGGGAUAAUGGCAGUGAAUGGAUGGAACAUUGGGUGAAGGGAGGACAUAACUACUACUAUAACCUCAAGACUGGACAAGGCACCUGGGAUAAGCCUGCAGGGUUCAUUCCGAACAACACUCAGCUUAACAAGGAGGAAAUACAGUCUGUUGUGUCAGGAGUAACCACAGCAUAUAACCGAGAGCAACUGUGGUUGGCCAACGAGAGUCUGAUCGCCAAACUGCAGGCCCGGUGCCAUGGUUUUCUGGUGCGACGUGGAAUGAAAGACCGUCUUGGGUUCUUGACAACUCAGCAGCCGUCUGUUACAUGCAUACAGGCCCACUGGAGAGGCUUUAAGGAAAGAAAGAAGUACAAUAACAGGAAGCAGUACCUGAAGGAUCACUCUGAAGAUGCUGUCAAGAUUCAAUCAAUGGUCAGGAUGCACCAAGCUCGCAAAAAAUACAAAGAUCGUCUUCAGUACUUCAAAGACCAUAUAAAUGAUGUGGUGAAAAUUCAGGCUUUCAUUCGAGCCAACAAAGCAAGAGAUGACUACAAAACUCUCAUCAACGCAGAUGAUCCUCCAAUGGCAGUCGUUCGUAAGUUUGUCCACCUGCUGGACCACAGCGACCAGGACUUCCAGGAAGAGCUGGAACUGAUGCGGCUAAGAGAGGAGGUGAUCACCAACAUCCGCUCCAACCAGCAGCUGGAGAACGACCUUAAUCUGAUGGACAUUAAGAUUGGCCUGCUGGUAAAAAACAAGAUCACCCUUCAGGAGGUGGUCUCUCACAGCAAGAAGCUCACCAAGAAGAACAAGGGGGAGCUGUCCAACCUCAUGAUGAUGAACAAGCAGAAAGGAGGCCUGAAGGCUCUCAGUAAAGAGAAGAGAGACAAGCUGGAGGCAUAUCAGUUCCUCUUCUACCUGUUACAGACAAAUCCAACCUAUCUGGCCAAGCUGAUCUUUCAGAUGCCACAGAACAAAUCGACCAAGUUCAUGGAUUCUGUGAUUUUCACAUUGUACAACUACGCUUCCAAUCAGCGUGAGGAGUACCUCUUGCUCAAUCUCUUCAAAACAGCCCUGCAAGAGGAAAUCAAAUCAAAAGUGGACCAAAUCCAGGAGAUCGUCACAGGAAACCCCACAGUCAUUAAGAUGGUGGUGAGCUUUAACAGAGGAGCCCGAGGUCAGAACGCCCUUCGGCAGAUCCUGGCUCCUGUCGUGAAGGAAAUCAUGGAUGACAAGACUCUCAACAUUAAAACUGACCCAGUCGACAUAUACAAGAGCUGGGUGAACCAGAUGGAGAGUCAAACAGGAGAGGCCAGUAAAUUGCCAUAUGAUGUGACUCCAGAGCAGGCAAUGAGUCACGAGGAGGUUCGAACCCGCCUGGAAGCCUCCAUCAAGAACAUGAGGACGGUCACAGACAAAUUUCUGUCUGCCAUUAUUGUUUCUGUGGAUAAAAUCCCAUAUGGCAUGCGAUUCAUUGCCAAGACGCUGAAGGACACACUUAAUGAAAGGUUCCCUGAUGCCACAGAGGAUGAGCUUUUGAAGAUUGUGGGCAACCUGCUGUACUACCGCUACAUGAACCCUGCCAUUGUGGCUCCCGAUGCCUUUGACAUCAUAGAUUUAUCUGCUGGAGGUCAGCUUACCACAGAACAAAGGCGAAACCUGGGAUCAAUUGCCAAAAUGCUACAGCAUGCCGCCUCCAACAAGAUGUUUCUUGGAGACAACGCUCAUCUGAACCCCAUCAAUGAAUACCUCUCCAACUCCUACCAGAAAUUUAGACGUUUCUUUUUGUCCGCUUGUGACGCCCCUUCUUUGGAAGACAAGUUCAAUGUGGAUCAGUACUCUGACCUGGUCACCUUGACCAAGCCUGUGAUCUACAUUUCCAUUGGGGAGAUCAUCAACACUCACACGCUCUUGCUGGAUCACCAAGAUGCCAUCGCACCAGACCACAAUGAUCCCAUCCAUGAGUUGCUAGAUGACCUAGGAGAGGUUCCCACCAUUGAGUCUUUAAUAGGUGAGAGCCCACUUCCCGCAGAUGAUCCCAAUAAGGAAAUGAUGGGUAAGACAGAAGUCUCUCUCACUCUCACCAACAAAUUUGAUGUUCCUGAUGAGGCCAAUGCUGAAAUGGAUGCCAAGACUCUCCUUCUCAACACCAAGAGGCUCAUAGUAGAUGUGAUCAGGUUUCAGCCAGGAGAGACACUUACCGAGAUCCUGGAGAAUGUAGCUUUACCAGAGCAGGAAGCAGAGUACCAGCGUGCCAUGCAGCGACGAGCCAUUCGUGAUGCUAAGACCCCGGAGAAGAUGAAGCAAGCCAAACCAGUUGUGGAUGACAGCCUUACCUUGCAAGGCAAGAAGGACAAGAUCAAGAGCAACUUGCAAAGACUAGGAGAGUUGGGUAAAGUUCACCCUGAGAAGAAAUACCAGGAUCUUAUCAAUGACAUUGCCAAGGACAUCCGGAACCAGAGGCGAUAUCGUCAGAGGCGAAAGGCAGAAUUGGUCAAGCUUCAGCAGACCAAUGCUGGUCUGAACUCCAAGAGCACUUUCUACAAUGUGCAGAUUGACUACUACAAUCAAUACAUCAAGACCUGCAUGGACAAUUUAGCCAGCAAGGGCAAAGUUUCUAAGAAACCUGGAGACAGUAAGGCAAAGAAGAGCAAGCAGGUAUCGCAGAAGUACACAGCAGCCCGUCUGCAUGAAAAGGGAGUGCUCAUUGACAUUGAGGAUCUGCAGACAAAUCAGUAUAAGAAUGUCAUUUUCGAGAUCUCACCAUCUGAGAUUGUGGGAGUGUUUGAGGUGAAAGCGAAGCUUAUGGGAGUCCAUUUGGAGACAUUAAUGUUAGAAUACCAGGACCUGCUCCAGUUGCAGUACGAGGGGGUGGCAGUGAUGAAGCUGUUCGAUCGAGCUACUGUAAAUGUUAACCUCCUCAUUUUCCUGCUCAACAAGAAGUUCUAUGGCAAAUAGAGACUCAGAGGGACUUGACAGACUGUUGCAUACAAAGUGAAGCCCAGACCACAUGCAUCUUUACAGUUUAAAUCUCUUCUGCACUACCCUGAGUAUGCCUGUGUACAUUUUGUGCCUUUCUCGAAGGAUAGAUUCCUUGAAUGUACAUUAAUUAUACUUGUCAUAGACCACCA